This is a messenger RNA of Thecamonas trahens ATCC 50062, 2493 nucleotides long. RefSeq lists its product as uncharacterized. Gene Ontology annotation, cellular component: membrane. Bases 1 to 2019 code for a protein of 672 amino acids. The record is from RefSeq and is a predicted model, not a curated record. Lineage: Eukaryota; Apusomonadida; Apusomonadidae. The transcript has a single exon. Gene Ontology annotation, molecular function: ATP hydrolysis activity; ATP binding; ABC-type transporter activity.
AUGUGCGCUGCAGGCCAGUGCCUCUCCCACCCAGUCCCGCUCCCGCCCAUCCCGGCCUCGCUCUCGUCGUCGGCCAUUGUCGAGCUCACCUUUGCCGCGCUCGCAUCCGUCGCCGCUGCCCUCCUUGUCAUUGUGGCGGCCGUCCGCGCCGCGGGCUACGCCCUCGAGCUGUGGCGGCGGCGCGCGUCGCGUGCUGCCACUCGCCGUCACACGAGCAUUGCCCUGGUCGACGCCCUCGCCCCGUUCUACGCGAGCGACAAUAGCGAUGCAGUGUCUGGCCCGCUUGUCUGGUCUGGCCUCAACGUCCGCCUCCACGACGACCGUGCUCUUGGUUAUCUGCUGUUUGGCGGCUGGGGAUCGGUCGCCCGCGGCUCCAUCCACGGCGUUGUCGGCGAGUCCGGCUCUGGAAAGACUACGCUCCUGCACGUCCUUGGCGGAACGCGCUCCAAGCUCGGCUCCCGUGGCCUCAUUGACGGCUCGGUCUCCGGCCCAACAGCCGCGCGUAUCAAGCUUGUUCUGCAGUUCCCGGCCCUCCUCCCGCACUUUACAGUCGCAGAGACGCUUUCCUUUGCCAUUGACGCCCAUGCGCCGUUCUGGUACGCUUAUGCCGAGCGUAACCUGCUCCUUGGCGCCCUUCUCGACGCUCUGGCUCUGCGCCGGGUGGCAGACGCGCGCAUCGGCGACCCUGCUGCUGUCGUCCAUCGCGGUCUCUCAUCCGGCGAGCGCAAACGACUCUCGCUGGCGCUAGGCCUCAUCCGCGCCCCACACUUUCUGCUCGCCGACGAGCCGACCACCGGGCUUGACGCCUUGACUGCCGCCAGCGUCAUGAGCCUCCUCCGCACCUUGGCCGACGAACUGAACAUCGGUGUCCUGGUCACACUUCACGCGCCCUCGCGAGCUGUCCUCAACACGCUAGACACGCUCACUCACCUUCAUCGCGGCUACGUGGUCUACUCGGGCUCACCGGCUGUCGUCGAUCUCGAGGGCUCGCUCAUCGCAUUGGCACGCGCAUCGCCCGACGCUGCCGCGGACCUAGCCCGCGCCACCGAGGUACGCCGGCGGACCGCGUCGGACCGGCUCGGUGCCCGUCACGGCUCUCGCCUCGUCUCGUACCCGCUCUCUGGGCGGACGAGCCCGUCGCGGGCCCACGUUCGCGUCGGCCCUGUCGCCCAAGCCAUCGGCUGGGUCGAAGACAUGAUACGAGUGCUCCGGCGGCUUGCGCUUGCGGCCUGGCGCGACCCGCUCCUUCUCCGCGCCCAGUACGUGCUGACCCUGGGCGCAGCGCUGCUGCUCGGCGGAGUCUUCUGGGAUUUGCCGCUCAAUCUCAUCGGGGCGUGGAACCGCAUUGGGCUUCUUUUCUUCUCAGCCUCGCUCUUCUCGGGCCUCGCCACCGUCGUCUUGCACCUACUCUCCGGCUGGCUGCCUGUGGUCGUUCGCGAGGUUCGGUCCGGGCUCUACUCGCGGACGGCAUUCUUUGUGGCCUUUGCCAUCUUUGACAUCGUACCGUUUCGGGUCAUUCCCGCCCUUCUCUUUGGCUCGAUCACGUACUGGAUGGCCGGCUUGCAGGAAGAGCCGGCCAAGUUUCUCACCUUUGAGCUGUAUGUGGUGCUCGUGGCCGGGGCGUCGUCCGGCAUGUUUCUCGCGCUCGGCGCACUACUCCACCGUACGCCGCUGCUGCUCGGCAUGGCCGGAGCACUGGUCCACCUCGGCUUUAUGCUCUUUGGGGGCUUCCUGCUCAACGUCCAGAACGUCCAACCCGCUAUCGCUUGGCUCCUCGACGUUUCGCCGGUCCGAUACGCGUUCCAGGCGCUCAUGUUCAACGAGCUCAACGGCAUCGCCUUUAACUUUGACCCCAAGGCCGGCAACUUUCCGCAGUCGACCCUCGACGCUUCCAUCCUCAUCCGCCAGUUUGGUUCAGGUGAUGGGGGGACGUGGCUGCCGGCGUACGCCCUGGCUGGCCUUUGGGCCUCUGGCAUCGCCGUGGCGCUGGUCGUCCUCCUCACUGCUGCGCUGCGGUGAGUCAGCGCUGCCUUCCCGAGCACCGCCUGCGCGUAGGCGGCGGCGUUGACGAGGAGGCGGAAGACGACGACGACAAUGACGACGCCGACGAAAUGGUGGUUUCACCCGAUGACGUCGUCAUGCUGCGCGGCAGGCAGUCAGUGUAUGGCAGAAUGGUGUGGGGGAGACGCGUUUGGCGCUCGGCGGCCGAAGACGACGAUGUUGACGAGCCCGAUUUGGCCUCAACGGCACCGGCAGCCACCGCGCGGUUGUGCAGUGCAGCGAUGAGCUCGCCGUCGCGCUGGCUAUUGGCCAGCUCCUUGAACUCGCGAUCGUCGUCAAAGCCGUUGCCGUGCAGGCGAAGGAGCUUGAGCCGCGGCGCCGUCGCCAAGGCGAGCGGCUCGGUGGUGAGCAAGUUCUUGGACAUGUCCAGCCAGGUAAGCGCAGGCAGGUUCGGGAGCGCCGCCGGCAGCUGAGUAAAUAGGUUGUUGCCGA